AUGGCGCCGUCCGUAAGCAGUACCAGCUCCAGUAGUAGCAGUACCAAUACCGCCUCCGACCCGGACACCCCCUCCAUCUCCCGCUCGAGUACCAGCUCCAGCUCCGGCACCAGCAGCAGCUCCAACACGCCCCCCCUCUCCCCCACCAGCUCCGUCUCCAGUACUAGUACUAGUACUAGCACCAAGGCCGGCACCGCCGCCGCCGCCGCCGCCAAGCUCGCCGCCAAGCGCUCGCUGGUGCCCGCCCGCUGGACCGACUGCUCGGUGCGCACCCUCGGCAUGGCCGAGUGCCGGGACGCGGCGCUGACGCUGGCGCACGCGUUUGCCGCGGACGAGUAUGCGCAGUACGUGGUGGCGGAUGAUGGGGUGGGUGCGGGUGUGGGUGUGGGGGAUGAUGAUGAUUGUAAAAGGGGUGGUGGUGGUGGUGUGGGGGGAAGGAGGAGGAGGAGUAGUAGAGGAGGGUUGACGGCCGAGGAGGACAGGUGGCGGCUGCAUGUCGAUAUCCUGACCUACACGGUCGCCUCGCACUGCAUGAGCGGGCUGGUCACGGCUGUGGGCGCUGAGUGCGAUUGCGUUGCGCUCUGGGUCCCGCCCGGCAAGUAUCUCGACGGAUGGUGGACGCAGCUCCGUAGCGGCAUGUGGCGGCUGUACUUCCAGCUCUCGCCCGAGGGCAAGAAGCGUUACUUCGACGAGAUCCUGCCGCGCCUGAACGACGCCAAGGCCCAAGUCCUCGGCGACCGCGACGAUGAUGCCUGGUUCCUGGCCUAUCUGGGCACCAGGCCCAACUCGCAGGGCCGCGGGUACGCGGCGAAGCUGCUGCGCGAUAUGGUGGCGCGGGCCGAUGCCGAGAAGCGGCCUAUGUAUCUCGAGUCGAGCUCGCAGUCCAACAACGCCUACUACGAAAAGUUUGGCUUCGAGGUCCAGCGGGAUGUCUUCCUCGAGCGCGGGCCCGUCCCGAUCCGCCUGUCCAUCAUGGUUCGUGAACCCCGCGUGCCUGGCUACGAGGCCGCUUGUGCCAGGCCGAGUUCACUGGUCAAGAAGUUUGUUGUUGGUGCCAAGAAGUUGAUGGGCUGA
Messenger RNA from Chaetomium fimeti, 1074 nucleotides. RefSeq lists its product as uncharacterized. The transcript is spliced from 3 exons. The record is from RefSeq and is a predicted model, not a curated record. Bases 1 to 1074 code for a protein of 357 amino acids. Gene Ontology annotation, molecular function: acyltransferase activity, transferring groups other than amino-acyl groups. Lineage: Eukaryota; Fungi; Ascomycota; Sordariomycetes; Sordariales; Chaetomiaceae.